AUGUCCCGAACAAAAUAUCAUAAACAACACAUGAGGAUUACAAUAUCUGGCGAAAGAAAUACAUCAAAUCUCACAAUUCCACGUUGCAACUCGUGAAAUAUAGGAAAUCACCCUCUAGACUUAAAUUUUUGUAAAUCGAUUUCUCAAAACUCGAUUCUUAAAAUAAAUGAUACUGCUUCUUCACGGAAUUCUGAUGAGCAUGAAUCUCACCAUCACUUUCAAGUUGAUAUACUAUUUUUUAUAACAUCAAAUAGGGAUUUUGCUUAUAUAUUUUAAUUUUCAAAUUAGAUUAAUAUUGAGAUGUCAUUUUAUUUUAGAUUUACUUAAUUUUAGCAUGUUGGAGUAAUUAAUAACUUUUUAAAUGCAUUAUAAAUAAUCCUCCUGCUGAAUUUAUAUAAUAAUUGUAACUAAUAAUAUCAAUUUAUCAAAAAUUGCAUAUGCUUAGUCAACAAAUAGCUCUCCAAGCCAAGACAUCUCAACGAAUUCAAAAUUCAUUAAAAAAACAACUAGAAAUUUUAAACCAAGAAAAUAAUAUAUCAAAACAAUUAGAAGAAGACAACUUAGCCAGCAUAAAAUCAUCACACGAAGAACAAUUUAAAGCUUUAGAAGAAGAAAUGGACUGCAAAAAAGAAAUUUUAGCAGACGAUAUCAGCAAGCUUUCCUCUGAAAUUGAAAUUAUUUUAAAAAAACAGCGAAGAGUAGAGCAGCAUAUAAAAGUUCGAAAAACUGACAAUAAACUAAUAAAAAGCAAUUUAAUUACAGAAAUAAGGGUCUUAGAGCAAGAUAUCAGAAAUCAUGAGCUUUUAUUAUGUAGAAACUUUGAAAAUGAGGUGCAAGAUUUAGAAGAACAAAUCAAGAGAGAAGAAGAAAAGCAUGCCCUAAAUUUUUCAAAAAUUAAAAAAGAGCAGGAAGAUUUGAUUUCUAGCUUAAACAGCCAGCUUGAGUCUAAGACUUUAAUGGUCCAGAGCUUGACAAGCGGAGUUGUUGAAAUAAGAAAUCAAGACUUCUUUUCAAAUAAAACUAAUGAGUUGGAGCUGCAGAAGUUAAAAGAGCUUCAUGUCUCAAAAGAAUCCUUAUUAAAAUCACAAGAAAUUGAAAUCACGAAAUUAUCAUCUGAACAAAAAUUAGCAGAGUCAAACAGCAAAUAUUUAGUCUUAGAGUGCUCAAAACUAGAAGAAGUCCUUGACAAAGUAAAGUCAGAAAACGCAAAACUCAGACUGCAAAUUAAAAAAUUUGGCGUCUCAGGAAAUUCAAAAAAUCGAUAA
Blepharisma stoltei is the source of this 1265-nucleotide messenger RNA. The record is from the annotation of a GenBank genome assembly. Lineage: Eukaryota; Ciliophora; Heterotrichea; Heterotrichida; Blepharismidae.